UCAACAAUGGAAAAAAUAUUAGGAGCUGAAUGGAAAUGCGCGGUGCAUGUAGCUGUGUGCUGAUCGCGUGGUUGUCCCGCAAUGAGCCGCCGACCUCCGGACCACCCCUGCGGAGCUGGACGGGAGAUGAGGGCAGCCUGGAUCCUGACUGUGUGCGCCCUCGUCACCGCUCAGACUGCCGGAGGAUCACCGCUGAUCCCGGACCCCGAGGUUUUUCUGGAAAAGUACGGCUACCUCCAUCAGGACAACCACAUCCACAAUACGGUGGAGGUGCAGUCAGCCAUCCGCGAGUUCCAGUGGUUGUCCCGGCUUCCUGUCACAGGUGAACUUGACGGCGCCACCCUGAGGCAGAUGGCGGAGCCCCGCUGUGGGGUGUCGGACGAGGGCAGCCAGCAGAUCUGGGCUCAGAGAGUGAACGCCAUCUUUACUGGAAAAAGGGCUGCUGCAGGGCGACCUCAGAGCCGCAGGAAGCGCUCUGCUGCACAAGCUGAGAAGUGGUACAAACGUCACCUGACCUACCAGAUAGUAAACUGGCCUCGCCAUCUGUCUCUGGGUUCUGUGCGGCUGGCAGUGCGUGCAGCUUUCCAGCUGUGGAGCAAUGUGUCGGGCCUGGUCUUUCAGGAGGCCCCUGAAGGACCCGCAGACAUCCGGCUGGCCUUUUACGAGGGAGACCACAACGACGGGGCCAGCAAUGCAUUUGAUGGACCAGGGGGAACUCUGGCUCACGCCUUCCUGCCUCGCCGGGGCGAAGCUCACUUCGACAUGGCGGAGAGGUGGACACUCAACGGACACAAAGGACACAACCUGUUCAUGGUGACCGCCCACGAGAUUGGACACACUCUGGGACUGGAGCACUCCCCGGUCCGUAACGCUCUGAUGUCGCCGUACUACAGGAAGCUCGGCCGCAGCCUGGUGCUGAGCUGGGACGACAUCAUCGCAGUGCAGCAGCUGUACGGUAAGCCGUCAGGUGACCGCCCUGUGAGGUUGCCAGGUCAGGUUUUGCACGCCACGCUGCAGGAGUGGGAGACCACAGAGCUGAAGACCACAGGACAGCCUCUCUACUGCCAGGGCAUCUUUGAUGCCAUCACUAUGGACCAGAAUGACACCGUGCUGGUGUUUCGGGGCAGUAUGUACUGGACAGUAUCAGCUGAAGGCAGAGUGAGCGGCCCGCUGCCUCUCCGUCAGCGCUGGUCUGACCUCCCUCCGGCCAUCGAGGCUGCUACCUUCUCCCCGCUGGACUCCAAGUGGUAUUUUUUUAAAGGGAAGCGGAUGUGGCGCUACAAUGACAGUGUGCUGGACCCCGGCUUCCCCAGGAAGAGCAGUGAUUUGGGGCUGCCUCGCCACCCUGACUGUGCCUUCUUUUACACCCCUCUGGGUCACAUGGUCCUCUUCAAGGGCUCCCGCUACUCUGUGCUUAAUCUCAAAACACUGCGCCAAGAGCCCUACUACCCCCGCAGGCUGACAGACUGGACUGGGGUGCCACAGGGGACCAAUGGGGUGCUGACCCGUCCAGGCGGACGCCUGUACUUGUUCAGAGAACAGCGCUUCUGGACUUUUGACCCAGUCAAGGUGCGAGUCACCAGAGAGGGUCAGUGGGCUAAGGAUCUGAGCUGGACCGGUUGUAGAAACACUCUACAGAGCAACAACAUUCUUUGACCAGCAGAUGGAGCUGUAAGCUUGAGGUAAAGUGCAAUUUGUUGAUGUAAACUGUAAUACAGAGGUGCUACAACCCACAUUGAGUUUAUAUGCUGCAAAAGUCUCCUGGCUCAAAAACUCCUUCCAUGUAUGGACUUACAGACACAAGCCCACUUGGUUUAUACAUUUUGAAGCAUAUGCAGUAUUUAUACUGCAGAGCAAUUAAUCUUACUGUAUAUGGAUGUGCAAUUAUAGCCUUUUUAAUAAUGUUUACACAAUAAUAGGACUGUGCACUCUAAAUGGACCGGACCAAGAAUGUGGUUAA
Molecule: messenger RNA, 1960 nt
Organism: Seriola dumerili (greater amberjack)
Lineage: Eukaryota; Metazoa; Chordata; Actinopteri; Carangiformes; Carangidae
Gene: mmp28
Product: matrix metallopeptidase 28
Exons: 8
Coding region: 82-1656 (524 amino acids)
Biological process (GO): proteolysis; extracellular matrix organization; collagen catabolic process
Cellular component (GO): extracellular matrix
Molecular function (GO): zinc ion binding; metalloendopeptidase activity
Source: RefSeq, a predicted model, not a curated record